AAUAUAUUUCGUACCUACAGGUGGUAACUGGAAUCAAGUUCACGAAGCAGAGGAGGAUAAUUCACCUCAAAGUACAGCAAGGUCAGGCUCUCCCGCAAGGACAGGUUAACAGCUCCACGAUACAGUGGGUGGACGUCGAACCGAUCAGCAUCAUCAGCACGCAGUACCAGGAGGGGAGGGACUACAAGAAACUCUCCUUUGAGGACAGAAACAUUGACCUCGACCGCCUGCAGGCCCCAAGCGACCACGUGGUGACUGGCGUGAGAUUUAGAAUGCUCGGUCCACACAUCAAUCUGGAGGUUCAAGUGACGCCAGUGAACUACACGACGGGCCAGCUCCAGCCCUUCAAAAGUUACUGGAUCAGCAACGACAACACCCCUGUCAUGGCAAAGAACCCGAGGAUGGAAUUCAAGUUGUAUGAGCCCGACGACCCGACCAGAUUCCCCUCGAUACACAAGAUAGACUCGCAGCCGGAUACCUUCAUUCGCUUCGGACCGACCUCCAGAGGAAAAGACGUGGCGCAACUGACCGUGCCCUUCUUCGACGCCCAGAAUGUGUCCCCAUCGCCGAGCUCCUGGUUCUCCGGGGUCGAGCUCUUCCACAAGGGUCACCCUGGCUCAGGCGGCUUCCUCGGGCUCAGGGUCACCACCUAUGACAUGACGCCGUAUAUGGAGGACCCUGAGGAGGCGACGGACACGCACGUGGAUCUCCCAAGCCCUCCGAUCGUUUAACGGAAUGUGUAUCAGGGCGUUACAGGGUUUAUUUCUCGUUGUUGCUCGUCCCCGCUCAGUUUAUUCUGCCCGGGAGUUUUGUCAGUUCUUUCGUGAGCAGAAACGAAGUUAAAAGUUCAACAAUAAUUAUCUUUGCAGCUUAUUAUAACAUAGCAAUGCUGAUCGCAUUUACAUUCUAUUUAUGCCUUUACUUAAUUAUCAGACUGUGUGACUAGGCAAUAAGUAAUCGCUUCAGAGGCACAUAAAUCAUUAGAAAGUAGCUUUACCAUAUAUUUUUAUAUCUAAAGUAAGUGAAAUGUAUCCUACCCUGUGUUUCAAGUAAAGUCACAAAAUGUUUAGUUUAUUUGUUGUUAAAUUACCCAUUUGGGGAAUCACUUAAAAUAUUUCCACUAGUUCAGUAUAAGAAAGAAAACGGAAAGCCAUUUGCCACUAUUGAAAAUAAGAAGUACCAGACUGGCAAUCAAUAGUUACCUUCUAUAUUCCUGAAAGCACUGAAAGGUAAAUCUGCAGGAAGGGACGGAAGGUCCCUGCCUCACAUGAACACGUUUUUCUUUGUAAACGCAAAUAAACAAAUACACUUAAACA
Penaeus vannamei (Pacific white shrimp) is the source of this 1316-nucleotide messenger RNA. The record is from RefSeq and is a predicted model, not a curated record. NCBI's taxonomy places the organism in Eukaryota, Metazoa, Arthropoda, Malacostraca, Decapoda, Penaeidae.